Messenger RNA from Pangasianodon hypophthalmus (striped catfish), 1841 nucleotides. RefSeq names its product dehydrogenase/reductase 12-like a (gene dhrs12la). Lineage: Eukaryota; Metazoa; Chordata; Actinopteri; Siluriformes; Pangasiidae. The coding region runs from base 95 to 1057 and encodes 320 amino acids. The record is from RefSeq and is a predicted model, not a curated record. The transcript has 10 exons.
AAGACCCUUUAAAAGGGCAGCGGGCGCAGGCUGUCAAAGCGGGUGACUGACAGACAGACGGACAGCAAAGCAACGGAUUGCGUUGUUAUUAACCAUGUCUCUGUACCGUAACUCGGCGUGGUUCCUCAAAGGAUUCAUCGAAUUUACCAAGGGAGCAUUUGAGUCUGCAUCGAAACACUUUACAGAAAAAGAUGUAGAAGUGUCUGUGGCAGGCCGAUCUUUCUUGAUCACUGGAGCUAACAGUGGCAUUGGCAAAGCAGUUGCCAUGGCCAUUGCUAAGAAAGGUGGUACAAUCCACAUGGUGUGCAGAAACAAGGACAAGGCUGAGGAAACCAGAGCUGAGAUUAUCAAGGAGUCUGGAAACAAAGAAGUCUAUGUGCACAUCCUGGACCUAUCUGAGACCAGGAAGGUAUGGGAGUUUGCAGAGGCAUUCAAAAAAAGAUACAAAACCCUUAAUGUCCUGAUCAAUAAUGCAGGUUGUAUGAUGACUAAGAGAGAAGUGAAUGCAGAGGGCUUUGAAAAGAGUUUUGCCAGUAACUCGCUUGCCCUGUACAUUCUCAUCAAGAGCCUAAUUCCCAUGUUGGAAAAGAGCCCUGACCCCAGAGUGAUCACAGUGACAUCUGGGGGGAUGUUGGUGCAGAAACUGCGCACAGGAAAUUUGCAGUCACAGAGAGGCAGAUAUGAUGGCACCAUGGUAUACGCCCAAAACAAGAGGCAGCAAGUGGUGAUGACAGAACAGUUUGCUAAAGCUCACACCAGCAUUCACUUCUCAGUAAUGCACCCUGGUUGGGUGGACACACCAAUGAUUGCAAAUGCCAUGCCUGACUUCUACCGCUCAAUGAAGGAGCGUUUGCGAACACCAGAACAGGGGGCUGACACUGUUGUGUGGCUCGCAGUGUCUGAGGCUGCUGUCACAAAUCCCAGUGGAAGAUUCUUCCAAGAUCGGAGAAUGGUAUCAGCCCAUCUGCCACUGGCCUGGACACAUAGUUCCCAACUGGAAGAUGAGAAGUUCAUGAGUGUCAUGGAAGAGAUUGCAAAAGGUUUCCAACCUCACUGAACAUUCAAACAGAAACAGGUUAUUAGAAUCUGAUCUCACAAAGAGCACUUCAACACACAUUUUGGCCAAAUACACACAAAACACAGAGAACAGUUUCUCUGAAAUACAGUACAUACAGUGCCAUUUAAAUAACAUGCACACACCUUAUGCAGAUUAGAUAAGAAAACAGAAACAGAACUAAGAAAUUUAAUACAUCUACAAUUUACUAGAUUAACACAGGGAUGUCUUUUAGCUAACCAAUAUAUUUAUUAUAAAUGUUGGGUUUCCACCAGGACUUACUCAUUGUAAAUAUGAAGUCAUUAAUUUCAGAGUGCAAAACAGAUGGCAAACAUAUAGAAUGUUUCCAGUAAAUAUGACAUACAUCCAUUUGCAUUCACAUUAAAACCUUUUGUCCCUGUUGUACAGAAUCUGUUGCCUGCAUUUUAUGCCAUCUCAUUGGUCUAACCAUGGGUUUCCAGUUAUGCACAGUGACUAGCUGAUCUGGUCGACCAGGUGGGAACCUGCUCAGACCAAAAUCACUGUCUCUCAUUCUUUACCCAGUUACCCAGUGACUUGGUCUCAGGUGCAUUCUGUCUGAAAAGGUGCAGGAUUUGGAUCGACAGGAUGUUUCAACAAUGAUGCCUAAUAUGCAAAUUUAGAAAUGUAAUUUUUACUGUUUAACUACAUGUAAUCAGCAAGUAAUUUUGAACUAAAUACAGUAGGUGUUCAUUGUAACUGAGCCUGUAAACUGUUCUGUUAUAUGGACCAUGUUUAUCCAUAAUUAAUAAAUGCCUACAUGAGUAAA